Alosa sapidissima (American shad) is the source of this 5104-nucleotide messenger RNA. RefSeq names its product R3H domain-containing protein 1-like. Lineage: Eukaryota; Metazoa; Chordata; Actinopteri; Clupeiformes; Clupeidae. The coding region runs from base 402 to 3761 and encodes 1119 amino acids. The transcript is spliced from 27 exons. Gene Ontology annotation, molecular function: nucleic acid binding. The record is from RefSeq and is a predicted model, not a curated record.
GAAAUAAUAGAAUAAGAGGGGAGGAGGGGAAGCUGCUUUGGGAGUUUUUCUGUUUUUUGUUUUUUUUCAAACAGCAACUUCUAUAGCCAAUGCAUCGUCUGGUACUAUGGAAACUAAAGUAUUGACCAAUGAAAAUGAUGGAGUCGACUAUGUUGCAGGGUCGUGAGAGGUAUGAGUGGCUCGUUGGCGCCCACUGCUGUCGCGGCCGGGAGCCAGUGCUGGUGAUGGGGACAUGGGCCUCUCCCUCAGGGCUUCCACCGCGCUCCACACACGCCGCCACCACCACCACCACCGCUGCCUCGUUCACUGGGACACCACGAAAACACGCUACCGCAGGCCUGUCCGUAAAACACAACACUGGGUCCAGAGCUCUUGGUAGAUGUUCCAAGUAGCCUUCUCUGAUGAGGAUGUCUGGUCCUGGCACUGACAAGGAGACGAGUGAAACAAUGAGAGUUCUGGAGGAGGAGAGUGACCCGGCGCCAGAGGUCCAAGGCCAGACCUCCGGGUCUGACAGCAAAGACCGGCCCGAGCCAGUCAAGGAGGAAAGCAGCCAGGACAACCAGAAGGAGAUGCAGCAGCAAGGCUCUGGACAUACAGGGAUCAGGUCCAAGUCUAAUGCAAAGUUAAAGUUAGUUCGGAGCCUGGCCAUUUGCGAAGAGCCCUCUCCUCCAUCUGUUUCCACAGAAAUGCCUGGAGAACAUCAGGGUGAGAUUGAGGUCCAGCUUUCACAGUCGUUUGACAAAGAGGAGACGGCUCCACCCAAGAGCGAGGAUGGCAAAGACAGAUGCCCUGACAAGCUGGAGAAGGCUGAGAAAACGCCACGGAAGAUGCUGUCUCGAGAUUCUAGUCAAGAAUACACAGACUCAACUGGUAUCGAUCUCCACGAAUUCUUGGUGAACACACUGAAAAACAAUCCCAGGGACCGAAUGAUGUUGCUGAAGUUGGAGCAAGACAUUCUGGACUUCAUCAGUAAUAAUGAAAGCCAGAGAAGAAAAUUUCCUCCGAUGACCUCAUAUCAUCGAAUGCUGCUGCACCGGGUUGCUGCAUACUUUGGCUUAGACCACAACGUUGACCAGACCGGGAAAUCUGUCAUCAUCAACAAAACUAGCAAUACAAGAAUACCAGAUCAAAAAUUUUCAGAGCAUAUCAAAGAUGACAAAACAGAUGACUUCCAGAAACGCUACAUUCUGAAAAGGGACAAUGCCAGCAUAGACAAAGAUGACAACUUGCUGCGAAUGCGCCUGAAGGAGGACAGGAGGAGUAAGUCUAUAGAGGAGCGAGAGGAGGAGUAUCAGCGAGCCAGGGACAGGAUAUUUGCCCAAGAUGGUCCUGACAGCUUCCCUCCUGACAAAAGGAUACAGGAGGACGACGGCUAUAACAACACACAGCAAAGACGACAGAUUUUUAGGUUAAAAGACAGCCGGUCGGGAAACAGCCGGCAGAGCAGUUCAGAGAACGAGCCCAGGUACUCGGAGCCGCGGCCGUGGAGCAGCACCGACUCGGACAGCUCCAACCGCAACCUCCGUCCGGCCAUGACCAAGGCUAGCAGCUUCAGCGGCAUCCCCGUGCUCAUGCGCGGCGACAGCUGCAACAGUAGCAAGAGCACUGGACGCCUCUCCAAGACAGGUUCUGACUCGUCUAGUAGUGUAGGCUCGUCCACGGGCUCGCUCUCUCGCUCCCAGCCGCCCCUCCUCCCCGCCCUGCCUCUAACCCAGCAGCCAGGCCCUGGCGCGCCCCUUUCCUACCCUGCCGUCAGCCCUGCUGGUCCCGCACCCUACAAGGGGUGCCGGGGGGGCUCCUCCUCCUCCUACACAGCGCCCUUGGCUAACCAUAGCUACUAUUUGCUUCCUCUGGAAGCCACCGGGAUCUCCCCCAGCGGUAUCCUGUUGAACCCGCACACAGGUCAGCCCUUUGUGAAUGCUGAGGGCAGUGCGGUGCUCUAUGGCCCCACCCUGGGCGCACAGCCUGGUAGGCCCCAGCAGCCUCCCCCAGUGCCACCUGGCUCUGCCAACCACGUCAUUUCCCAGUCUGCACCUCCUCCUCCUCCUCCUCCUCCUCCUCCUCCACCUCCACCACCUCCACCUCCUCCAGCCAUUCGGUCCUUGCUGCCGCCCGUGUUGCCGUCGGCUCAGCCUGUCCACUACCACGCCACGGCCUCUUACGCACCUCCGUUCUUCUCCGCCUCUCCUAACCAGCACUACACUGUGCAAGAGAACCUGGGAGCCCAGUUCAGCCACAUGAGCCUGGCCCACCACCAGCUGCUCGGCGACGGCCGCGAUGCGCCGCACCACACUGCCAUGUACCCCUCAUCCGUCCUGCUGCAGGGACCCCCGCCCCAACAGCAGACAGGCUACAUGGUGACACCAGCAGGGCACCCCGGGGUGCCUGCCGGCGCGGCCUACGCCACCCCAGGCCAGACGCCCCAUGCCCAGCCACUGCUGCACCACCACCACCACCACCACCAGCAGCAGCAGCAGCAACAACAACAACACCACCAACAUCAACAACAACACCACCACCACCAUCAUCAACAACAACAACACCACCAACACCAACACCACCACCAACAGCAGCAGCAGCAGCAGCAAACUUCCCAGCAGGGCUACAUGCAGCAGCCACUGCAGCAGAUGGCCUCGUGUUACUGUGCUCCGGGUCAGCAGUACCCCCUCUCCAGCCAGCAGUACCGGCAUGUGGGCAGCGUGGCGUACAGCAGCCCCCCCAACCAGCCGAUGGCCACCGCCGCCGCGCCCCCACCCCCAAAUCAGCAGCCAGGUUAUCAAACUGUGAUGCCAAAUCAAGCGCAGAGCUACCAGAACAUGGUUGGGGUGCAGCAGCCUCAGAGCCAGGGCCUGGUCAGUGGCCAGCACAGCAAUAUGGGAACCCAAAUGCAAGGCAUGAUGGUGCAGUAUCCCUCCAUGCCAUCUUAUCAGGUAUCCCUGCCUCAAGGCUCUCAGGCUGUAGGCCAGCAGCCGUAUCAGCAGCAGAUCAUCAUCCCCAACCAGUCCAGCCAGGGUACCAUGCCUGCCACGGGGGUCCAGGUCUACUACAGCAUCGUCCCACCAAACCAACAGAACACCCUUAGCUCCUCGGUGGGGUUUUUGCCGCCUCCAGGGUCGGAGCAGAUGCCGUUCCCUCGCACGUCGCCCCCCUGCGGCUCCCAGCAGCUCCCUGCCCAGCAGUGUUCAGGUGUGUCGGGCCCUCCGCCCCCUGGUGGCGGGAUGGUGAUGAUGCAGCUGACCAUCCCACCCAAUCAGCACAAGACCCACUCGCCUCCCCAGUGGAAGAACAACAAGUACUACAGCCUGGACCACGGGAGGAACCACAAGGGCCCGGACCUAUCCAGCCUGGACACCUCACAGAGUAGCCCUCAGCUGGGCAGCCCCUCCUCCUCCCCCUCCCAGUCCCCGUCCCCAGCACACUUGACCAACGUGAAGAGCAUACGCCCGGGCCUCCCCACCCUUCCCAUCAUGCAGCAGUUCUCAAGAUCAUUCGGUCCAGGUCAAGCUGAUCCCCGGUACCCUCUGCUUGGUCAGCCCCUCCAGUACAAUCCCCAAGUCCAUCCUCCUCUGCUCCACGCUCCACCCAACCACCAGGGGCCUGGAGGAAUGAGGCAGGGAGGUCGAGGGCGGAAGCAGCCAAGGAAAGCGCUUUCAGCAGAUCUCAGUGUAGGUGAAACAGUAAGCGAGCAGGUCCUGGAGAUGACAAACAUGCCGUCAGGCGUUGGCCGGACGCAGGCGGACCCCUUGUUCAGGGAACUGUGACCUUGACUCUUUGGAUGGGCAGCUGGGACCGGCACUGCACAUGUCCCAUCAAGGGGGUUGGGGGGGGGGGGGGGGGGGGCUCUUGAGGCCAGUGCCCGCGCUCCAGCGCUCCAGCCAUGGCAAGUAGUCCUGGCCUCCUCUGAGGCCCACGGGCCGUGUGUGUGACUCCAGACUGGUGGCACAGAGGGGGAGGGGGGGCAGUCGCACUGCACCAUGCCCACACUGUGUCUUUACAGACUGGCUCGGUCUGAGUACAGGACAUGGCCUCAGUAGGCCAGCUCCCCAGUGAGAGGGACCCCCCUUCCCAACUAUACACACAUCAACGCAUGCACACGUGCACACAAACACACACACACACACACACACACACACACACACACACACACACACACACACACACACAAAGCCACCAGAAUCUUCCCUCUGCCCUGUCAAUGCUCCGUUGCCAUGACUAUCUACAUCCAGUUCCAUUUGAAAUUAGACUGUGAUAAGUUUGUGAUUCUUUUCCCCCUUUUGAUUUCUACAAAUGUGUGGCGGUUUAGGUUUUCCUCUACACACUGAAAAAGAAAAAAAAAGGAAAAAAACUGAAGCCACAAGAACAUUUAAAAACAUAGACAGAAAAAAACUUGAAUGAAAUCUAGAAUUCUGUCAGCUCUCUUGAGAAUUGAUAGGAAUAUGUCGAAUGGCAGCCUCAUUGUUUUGUUUGUUUGUUUGUUUGUAUGUUAUUUAGGAGGAUUUUUAUUUCGAAAUUUUAUUUGUGAAAUACAUUUUCAGACCUGAACCUCAGUUCAAUGAUUGUUUAAUCCCACACCCUCUCCCCAACCGUUCACCUUUCCUCAUCCACAGGUGCAAAAGAUUUCGCCAUCUCACAUGCCAGUGGUCACUCGGUGAAGCCUGCGGCUGCACGUUAGGUCUCUAUUGUUGUGCCUUCUACCAAAUGUCUGCUUCUCUUCUCUCAACGGAAGAAAACGGAGACACGUUUUACAGUGAAGACCCACAUCGUGUUUUUUGUAAAUAAUUUAUAACGUCUCGAUAGUUGCUUCGUUUUCUCAAUGAAUGUUUGUAAAACGUCCAAACACAAGCCAAAAAGCCUUGUGUUGAAAAGCCUGUAGAUAACCUCAUUUCACAAAAGCCAUCGACUCCUUUGCGUUGCACAUGUUUUUGGUCAAUUUCCAAUGGUUACAAUCUCCCAUCUACCCUGACACAUGCCACCUUAUACAGUGUAUAUUGUGUCAAAUACUUCACUAUGAGGUCUUUAUAAAUUAUAUAUCUGCUGGGUCACUGGGAAAAAAAGUUUGCACAUUUAUACAAUUUGAGAUAUUAAAGAUAUAUAUAUAAAUAUA